AUGAAUCAAGCAGCACUUGAAAUCGGCUUUAAGCAUUCAAUAUCGAACACCACAAGUAGAUUUACCAAUAUGCGUCAAACGUUAUUACCACCCUUAAAAUUAUAUAGAAAUAUUCUUAGAGCACAUCGUGAAUUACCCGAGUUACAAAGAGCAUUAGGUAAUGAAUAUGUUAAAAAUGAGUUCAGACUACAUAAGGACAUUGAAAAUCCAUUACAUAUUGUUGGAUUUUUAGCUAGUUGGCAAGACUAUUUGAGUCUAAUCAAUAAUGGAGCUUGGCAAACUGGGUCACUUUCUCGAGAGACUUUUGAAAAGAUGUCUACUGAUCAGGUAGUACAAUUAUAUGAGUUGAUGAAAGAAUCAGAACGUAUUAAAAAUGGUAUUGUAGGUGGAUCUGAAACGACCAAAGAUACCAACACAAAGAUAGAGACCAGAACAGAACGUAAAAAUUGA
Arxiozyma heterogenica is the source of this 450-nucleotide messenger RNA. RefSeq names its product Sdh7p (gene SDH7). The transcript has a single exon. Gene Ontology annotation, cellular component: mitochondrion; mitochondrial intermembrane space. The record is from RefSeq and is a predicted model, not a curated record. Lineage: Eukaryota; Fungi; Ascomycota; Saccharomycetes; Saccharomycetales; Saccharomycetaceae. Gene Ontology annotation, biological process: succinate metabolic process; mitochondrial respiratory chain complex II assembly. The coding region runs from base 1 to 450 and encodes 149 amino acids.